GGAGGAGAAGGCAGAAGGGUGUUGCCAAAGAAAUACACACGCUCCCAGUUACCUCUUGACAGUCCCAGAAGAAAUGGGGGUGCUGUCUUUGAGGUACUUCCGCUUAGCAACCCCACGCGGUUGCUAAGGAGGGGCAGUGGAGGGGCGACCCGGAAGUGGUGGUGUUAAUUUCUCGCUGCCUGCUUUAAGUUUGUCCUAUCGAGAGCACUCGGGUGCUUUGCGCCAGGCCGGGGGUGGGGCCAGCGCUAGUGAUUCCGGUUCGGCCCCUGGCGUCCCUUCGGCUCCUCGUUUACCCCCUCCCCUCCCCUCCCACACUUCUCCUCCCUCCCGUUCCUGGGAAAGAGAGAAGCCACCGCUGCUGGUGGGUAAGGGAGCGCUCGGCGCCAGUGGAAAGGGAUCGCGCCCAACCCCUCUGAGCCCCAGAGCACCGCCAGAUCAGGUUACAAAAUAUCCUCCUAUGCUUGAGACCUACAGACUACAUGUCCUACAAGAACAAUUCAAUGGUUUUUCAUCCCUUGGAGAUAUAUUAGAAACAUAAAAAUGGUGCCAAAAGAACUUCUUACCUUUCUCUGACUACCGUUUAUUUGGACCUACUUUUGUAUUGAAGAGAGUUAUACAGCCUGAGGCUACUCAUUGUGGAGAAACUCUGUCGUGUAGGAUCAUGGACCAUCCCAGUAGGGAGAAGGAUGAAAAACAACGGACCACUAAACCCAUGGCACAAAGGAGUACACACUGCUCCCGACCAUCUGGCUCCUCAACAUCCUCUGGGGUUCUUAUGGUGGGACCCAACUUCAGGGUUGGCAAGAAGAUAGGGUGUGGGAACUUCGGAGAGCUCAGAUUAGGUAAAAAUCUCUACACCAAUGAAUAUGUAGCUAUCAAACUGGAACCAAUAAAAUCACGUGCUCCACAGCUUCAUUUAGAGUACAGGUUUUAUAAGCAGCUUGGCAGUGCAGGUGAAGGUCUCCCCCAAGUGUAUUACUUUGGACCAUGUGGGAAAUACAAUGCCAUGGUGCUGGAGCUCCUCGGCCCCAGCUUGGAGGACUUGUUUGACCUCUGUGACCGAACUUUUACUUUGAAGACUGUAUUAAUGAUAGCCAUCCAGUUGCUUUCUCGAAUGGAAUAUGUGCACUCAAAAAAUCUCAUUUACCGAGAUGUUAAGCCAGAGAACUUCCUGAUUGGCCGACAAGGCAAUAAGAAAGAGCAUGUUAUACACAUUAUAGACUUUGGACUGGCCAAGGAAUACAUUGAUCCUGAAACCAAAAAACAUAUACCUUACAGGGAACACAAGAGUUUAACUGGAACUGCAAGAUAUAUGUCUAUCAACACGCAUCUCGGCAAAGAACAGAGUCGGCGGGAUGAUUUGGAAGCCCUAGGCCAUAUGUUCAUGUAUUUCCUUCGAGGCAGCCUGCCCUGGCAAGGACUCAAGGCUGAUACAUUAAAAGAGAGAUAUCAAAAAAUUGGUGACACCAAAAGGAAUACUCCCAUUGAAGCUCUCUGUGAAAACUUUCCAGAGGAGAUGGCGACCUACCUGCGAUAUGUCAGGCGAUUAGACUUCUUUGAAAAACCUGACUAUGAGUAUUUACGGACCCUCUUUACAGACCUCUUCGAAAGGAAAGGCUACACCUUUGACUACGCCUACGACUGGGUCGGGAGGCCUAUUCCUACUCCAGUAGGAUCAGUUCAUGUAGAUUCUGGUGCAUCUGCAAUAACUCGAGAAAGCCACACACACAGGGAUCGGCCAUCACAACAGCCUUUGCGAAAUCAGACUGCAUCAUCAGAGCGCCGAGGAGAGUGGGAAAUCCAGCCCAGCCGGCAGACCAAUACCUCGUACCUGACGUCUCACUUGGCUGCAGACCGCCAUGGGGGAUCAGUGCAGGUGGUUAGCUCAACCAAUGGAGAGCUGAAUGUCGAUGACCCCACGGGAGCCCACUCCAAUGCACCAAUCACAGCUCACGCCGAGGUGGAGGUAGUGGAGGAAGCUAAGUGCUGCUGUUUCUUUAAGAGGAAAAGGAAGAAGACCGCUCAGCGCCACAAGUGACCAGUGCCUCCCAGGAGUCCUCAGGCCUUGGGGACUCUGACUCGAUUGCACCUGCAGCUCCUGCCAUUUUCAUUGGAAAGGACUCCCCUGUUGGGGAGGGUGGAGAUCCAAACCAAAACCAAGAAAACAGAUGCCCCCCAAGGGAGCCAGUGUGGGGCACCAGGGCCCAGUGGGUCAGUGGCUGUCCCCACCUGCCUAAAGCUCUGAGCAGGUCCCAGAGCUGCUGCUCCUCUCCACUGCUUGCCCUUGGGGCCACCUGGUUGACUCUCCUUCCUAUUGUUUACAGUGAAGGUGUCAUUCACAAAAACUCAAGGACUACUACUCUCCUUCCUCCCAUUAGUUUACUCCUGGUUCCGGCCCCACCCUCAAUCCUCUCCAGCACUAAAGCUAGUGAGUGUGAAGGCUUUGUCUGUUGAAGGAGCUCAAGAGGCUGGGGGUGCAGCCAAGAAGGUAGGAGGAAGAUGGCAGGCUUGAGCUGGAAAAGAACCUUCUCCACCUGCCAGGUAUAUUUGGCAGCAUGUGUCGCUCCUCCUCUGCGCCUGCACAGCCUCCAUCCCCGGCCGGCCAAGGGGUGCGGGUUCCUCCCUCCCUCCCUCCUGUGCAGUGACACUGUAGGACACAAGCUGUGAGAAGUCUGCAGUCUACUGUCCCCGUGUGUUGGCGUUCUUAGCUUUCUUGACAAACGAACUCUAUUCUCCAGUCAGUGGUAGAACAAUGCAAAUUGUUCUGAGCAAAGGAAAAAAACUGACUUUAUUGCACUUUUUGUUUUUAUUUCUGUUUUUUUUUUCUUUUUUUUUUUUUUAACAGAAAACAUGGCAGAUGCAUAUUGUGUCUGGUUACAUUGGGAGUUUUAUUUUUUUCUGUUUUGAGGGGAUAGGGCCAGCCAAGCCAUUCAGAGAGAGCAUGAGUCCAGAGGACAUUCUCUGUGGAAAGAGUGGGGUCAGCAGCACCCAGAAGAGAAGAAGCCAAACUCUGUGUCAUUCUGAGUAAACACUCAGGUUGGCAAGGAAACAUACUUGAAUUUUCAUUCAUCUUCUCAGCUAGUGAACACUGUCCCUGCCAGAGCCUCUCGACCUCAUCCGCCCGCAGUCUGCACAGCCCAGCUCUCCAGCACGUGGGAUGGGUCGUCCAAGCCAGACGGGCUGAGGAGACGGUUCAUCCCAGAGAAGGAGAUAACUAAAAAAAUCUGCAACAUCUGUUUCCUCCACUGCCAGGGACUUCCAACUAGAUAGCCAUGCGACCUCCUUAGUGACUUAGGGGACAAAAUUAGUUAUGAAGCAGCCACCACCAUAUUGCCACUAGUGGACAAAAAGAGGAGGAAAGUGAACCUGCCUUCCACCUGCCAAAGGGAACUCAGGAUUUGGCAUUAUAGGGCCAGGAAAUAAAAUUGGUAUGGAGCUGAGGUACAGCAUUUGGCUGUAACCAAGCACCUGCAGACUUUCUCCGAGCAGGUCCACAGUAGCCGGCUGAGGACCCAGUGCAUGGGGCUGUAGGGAACAGGAGGGUAAGAUUAGUUGGUGCUGGAAAAUUCCAAGGGAAAGGAGACUGAAAUGCAGGCUCUGAAAUUAUGUUCUCUGUUGGACAUAAAUUCUUAGCAAAUGAGAUGGCCACGCACUAGAGCGUGUUCUCCCUAGUAAACUCUGCCUCCCCUCACGCUGUGGUCACGUGGUGUACCACCGUGAAGGGUCUUGGUUCCUCAUUCACUGCUUUGAAACUUGGGAGUGUAUGGAGGCAGUCUUCACGUGCUCGGUUUUCAUUUGAGUUCAGUGGCUUAUUCAGCGACCUCACAUUCCAGAUGCGAUAGAGGAGAAAGGAUUGUUUGCAUCAGGGAACAAGGUCUUGCAUCUGGGAGUGGAAACAGCACGCAGGACAGUGACUGGUGACUUAGUCUGGGGGGUUUGAGGACACAGGAGUCACUGCCCCUGACUCAAGGUGUCGGGCUGUCAUUUGGACUGCAGGUGUGGGGUGCUUGCUGGUAUACAGAGCAGAAGGAGCAGCAGCUCCUCCAUAAAACAGAUCCUGGGCUUCCCCUGUCUUGUCAGGCCUCGGGCAGGAAAUAUUUUCCUGGCUUCAGACCCACUUAGCUUAUAUAAAGAUUGUAAUCUUCUAUUUCUUUAAAAGAAAUUUUCCUGUACACAGAACUCAGCAGAGGGUGUCACACCCCCUUCCCCACAAGGAUUUUGAAUAUUAGAAUUUGUUUCCUUGACAUUAUCUAGUAAUUAAGCUGUAAUCACGGAAACUUAGUUUCUUAAUUGGUAUUUGGGUGACUUUAACUUCCUGUACAGAAACUUUUUCAUACCCGUGUAGAAAGAGCCUUGCCCCCCGAGGGAGGGCGAGGAGAAACGGUGGCAGAGCCCGUAGCCUCUGGCACUCCACACCCACUAAGUGCCUCCCGCCCCCGCCUCCACAGGAGAGCAAAGGCAGUGACCAGCUCGGCUGCGGUUGCGGGGCAAGCCCCCCUUGCAGCUGGGUUGUGACUUCUUUGGUCUUAAAUUUUUUAAAGGCUAGCUUUUGAGGGGUUGAACCUGAGCAGUUUUGGGGGCCCUUCCUAAUGCAUUGUUUUCUGUGUCCCCCACAAAUCUCUUACUAGAGAUUUGAUUUUCGUGACAGAGGUGAAGAGCCCCAAGCCCGUCUGGCACUCCAAGGUGGUCCCAGACCCCUGAGAAAUCCUACUGUGAUUUUCUUUAAAAUUAAAAUAAAUGAAUACCUAAGGAGUAAUUUGGCCAUGAUUUGUAUUCCCACCAGCACCUCAGGGCUCCCUCCUCUGCUCUGUUGCUGUAGUUGCUUAGCUGUCUGCCUCAGCCAGGUCCGUGGGGUUGGGCGCGCCCUCCACCCAUCCAGAUCCACUUGCCUGGUAGGGUUUGAGCUUUCUUCAUUUUCACAACCAUGAUGCCUGGAGAGCUUGUUCUUUGGGAUUGAUGCAGUUACUUCUGAGUUAAGCACUAACAGCAUCUGUUCAUUAAAAAAAAAAACAAACCCAUAAUAUUACUCCAUUGAGAGUCCUCCCAAGUCCUACAGUCCUUCAGGCAUUGCAUCCUGAGCAGGCUGAGGCAGGCAGGCCAGGAAUCCACCCAGACACAAAGGGUCCUUUGCUUGUGACCAGAGCGUGACUUGUGGCUGUAAAGUCAGCAUGUAAGGGUUGGUUGUUUGCGGUGCAUACUUGGUGGUGCCCACUGACCUCACCCCAGACUGCUGUGCAAGGGCGGGCAGCAAGAGCCAGCAGCCAGAGUGCUUUCCUCACUGGCUUACUUGCGCACUUACACUUACCGCUCUGCUGCUGUUUGGGUCUUUCGGGAGCAAACAGUCGAGACAGCUAGGUGACCAGGCUGGCCUCCAGUUAGAGCUCCACUUUGGAAUGCGGGGGCCGCAGAAGACAGCAGGAUCCUGGCGUUUACUGUGGAAGUGCUGAAUGCCUGUUAGUUUCCAGUGAAGUCCAAGUACAUAGAAAUAGCCCCUGCCAUUAGCCAAAAGAGGUGUGUGUUGCCUUUAAAGUAACUUCCAGCUUAGUUCAGUGGAAAUGUAUACUGGUAGUACAUAUUCAGUGUUGAUUCUGUUAGUAAUCACUUUUAAUGUUAAAAAUAUGCAGUGAUGGUUUGUUAUAUCAGAGUGGUUACUAAAGAUCAUAGCCUUAACUUUUUAUGCAAAAGAGAUAACUCUGUAUGUACCCCUUUCCAGUGAGCAAGCAUGGCCUGCAUUUUUAAAAAAUAAGUAAUUCCAUAGCAGCCUAAACAGCAUCUUCUCAAAAGAACUUGAUCAUUUUUCUGACAUCUCUCCCCAGUCCACAUGCCUCCUGUGUCCCAGUUACCUUUUCCAUACUCAUAUCUAAACCCAUUUCCUCUUCCCAGUGAGCUGCCCUGACGUUAUCUCCAGUGUCGAAGCCACCACGUUAGGGCCAGAGUUUCUCAGACUGGGAGCUUGCAGCGCCAUAUAGCCAACAUUGCCUUUGCCAGUCACUGCCACCAUCCCCACAUUGCCCCGGGGUGGGCAGAUGAAUUCCAGAAACGCUUAGGGAGCCAGAAUAACUAGGCACAGCAUCUGCUUUGGCCGUGUAAGUAACAGGCACUUGUCUCUGGGGUUCUUGCUUUUGCCUGUUCCAGGGCUCGGGGCAAGUUCUUCUGGAGGUUGAUGGACAGUGACUCCCAGUCUUCCCCAUAAUGGGUUGGUAGGAAUCAAAGUGGGAUUCCCAAGGUUUUGUUUUGGUGGGGGGGGGUAGUGGUGUUGAUUUUGUAUCUGAAUAAGGAAAGAGGAAACCUUGGCCCUUCUGAGGGCUUGCAGAGUUUUGAGCAGUUUUUUAGCCACAAGUAAGAAAUCCUGGAAGUCUGAUCAAUCAAGCAGUCCUAAGAACAUGUUUUCCCUAGAUGCUUUUGCAGAUGACUAAGUGCAAAAGGAUAGGUUUCUUCAUCGUAUUCAAAAUAGUAAGUAGGUUCCCUGGAUAUAGACAGUAGUAACAUAUUUCUUCAAAAAGCAACCAGGAAGUCCACUCCAGUAUUUGUAGAUCAGCUUACAAAGAAAAGUGAAUGUGUACUCCAUAUAUUUCUAGUUUGAUUACCAAACUUGAUGUUACUAAGAAACCUCAGUUCAGUGGGCAGUUUAUUUACUAGUUUCUUUCUUUACUCCUCACAGUCAUCUUUCCGGUGCCAUCACCACCUUCAAAGUCUCAGCGCAGAGGGUUGUCCAUGGUAAUAAAAGAGGGUGCAGUGCAGCCGACCCGUUAACCCCCAGGACAGCUGUGCUUACUGCCCCCCGUGCCCAGAAACCCCCUCUUUCAGGGCAGGUGAGACAUUUUCAGUGUUCCUCGUCAUGAGCUCCAGACCAAAUCCCAGUCCAGCCCUUGCACCGAAAGCUUUUUUUAAGAGGCUUAUCAAUCUGUUAGGAAUGUCUCAGGAAAGAUGAGCCAUUUCUUUGGGGGGAAGUAUAUUUACAGAUGGUUGUGUGUGAUUGCGUUUGUGUACUUGUGUGUGUGCUCAUUUGUGCACGCUUCACUUCCAUAAAAACUCAGCCCAGGCUGCUGGGACCACGUGUUCCUGAAUAUUGUAGGAUGUAAACAAAUAACAAGUGAGCUUCUCAAAUUAAUGUCAUGGCAAGCUGGCUCUGGGAAUGAGCCCCAUUUAUCAAGCAGAAGAGUAAACAGCAGAAAAAGAUAAAGAUGAAACCAAAAAUAUUAUAAAAGCCCCCAAUGGAAAAUAAUGUUGAUUCAUCGAUUCCCAUUGGAUAUAUUACAUGCUCUAAUUUAUUAUAUUAUUAUUUUGUUUGUUUCUUUCAUCUUCACCCAUUGUACUUUUAAAAAGAUGUUGGGAUGUUGGUUGCAAUUUUUUUAAGACUAGAUAAUGUAUAAAUCAGCUGUGGAAAUCAGUUUUAAUUGAUGUGUGGAUGUGUCUGAUCAUUGUUAAAUGCUUUUUUUUUUUUUUUACCUUAUAGAUGUGUAAUGUUGUUUCAUAAACUCUGGCACUGGUCACAAAGCUCAGCUGUGAAAAUGAAACUUGUAGUAUUUUAAAACAUGAAUGUCAAUUUCAAGUGUAUUUGAAAUUAUUCCUCCAGGACAGAGAUUUGUUACAUCAUUAGGAAAAACUCCGCAGAGGAAGUAGCCUUCUUUGGAGAAAAUGGAAAACGGAUCUUGAUGUUGCUAUCUCAGAGUAGCCCAUUUCCUAGGGCACCAUGGAAAACACAAAUGUGAUCUUUAAGUAUACCUCUUCCCCAGUUUGGGGAGGAAAGGACUCAGUUUGCACCCUUUUUGUAUGUAAAAUAAAAUGUCUUACCUUUCUUGACUAA
Molecule: messenger RNA, 7807 nt
Organism: Phyllostomus discolor (pale spear-nosed bat)
Lineage: Eukaryota; Metazoa; Chordata; Mammalia; Chiroptera; Phyllostomidae
Gene: CSNK1G1
Product: casein kinase 1 gamma 1
Exons: 13
Coding region: 662-2038 (458 amino acids)
Biological process (GO): endocytosis; positive regulation of canonical Wnt signaling pathway; peptidyl-serine phosphorylation
Cellular component (GO): plasma membrane; nucleus; cytoplasm
Molecular function (GO): protein serine/threonine kinase activity; ATP binding
Source: RefSeq, a predicted model, not a curated record